AUGAUGCUUGGCCAUGGAUGUACUGACACUUGCGACGAUACAAAACCCUGCCCUGUGGGGACGUCAUGUGUGGACAAUCAGUGCUGUACCUGUUCCAAAGAAGAGUACACGCUGAUUCUGAGAAACCUUACGUUCGACGAUUCUGGUCGCUACAAAUGCCAAAUUGCCAACCAAACUGAACAGCUGGAGUUUCAGGUAGAAGUACUUGAAUCCGGACUGAAGGGCGGAUUCCAUGAGAACAUUUCGUACGAUCAUUCGGAAUGCUGUCAAGAAAAGGGCAUAUCAACGCUAUGUCGGGCCAUGUGCAAGCCAAGUGAAAUGGCCCAGUACCACUUUGAUCCCACCAGCUGUAAGACAGACGACUACAAGAACUUCCUAUCCUGUGCUACUGACAACGGCAAUCGAAGUCAUAUACAUUGUUGCAAGACGCAGCUCGUGCCAUCAUUCUGCUACGACUUUUGCUCGGGAGACUUCAAGAUGUUGCGUCGAUCUCAUCGCCUGUGCCUCUACUACCUACCGGAGAUUUUCGAGUGCUACAAUCGAGCUUACCGUAUGUUACACAAUCCCUCUUUAGAUGUUAACAGAGGUCAAGACAGU
Cooperia oncophora is the source of this 597-nucleotide messenger RNA. The record is from the annotation of a GenBank genome assembly. Lineage: Eukaryota; Metazoa; Nematoda; Chromadorea; Rhabditida; Trichostrongylidae.